Messenger RNA from Cucumis melo (muskmelon), 1978 nucleotides. RefSeq lists its product as uncharacterized. Gene Ontology annotation, cellular component: chloroplast. Bases 103 to 1131 code for a protein of 342 amino acids. The record is from RefSeq and is a predicted model, not a curated record. The transcript has 2 exons. Lineage: Eukaryota; Viridiplantae; Streptophyta; Magnoliopsida; Cucurbitales; Cucurbitaceae.
UGUUUUCCAAAGUUAACGGUCACCAACAAAAUAUUAUCCAGUUAUGAUUGAAACUUGGAUGAAGAACUCGCGUCUCAUUUUCUUCUUUCUUUUCUCUCAUCAAUGGCCUUCAAUCUUCUCAAAUUUCAUUCCCAAAUAACCGAAGCUGCUAAACCCAUUUUCCCUAAUCUACUCCCCACCAAGAAUUUCUUCCCUCUACUUCCAGUUCCGCCCUCUCAGCUCCUCCCAAAGCCCCAUUUCCAUGUCUCCUAUCUUCCUCAUUCAACUCACAAAUCAAGAACAAUACCUUUUAUACUUCAUUCUUCUUUGUCUUCUUCAACUCCACCCACCUCAAAAGACGAUGCCAUUUCCCAGGCCAAAACCUGCCUCUCUACCACACUCGAAAAACCCCUCAACAACAUUAGGUUUUCCGGCAAGAUCAUCAAGAAGGCAAAGCAACCCAGAUUCCGAGUGGAGAUUCCGGUCGUUGAUGAAUCGUCCGGCUCUCUGAUCGAGCUCGCUUAUGAGGUGUUUGGGGACUUGCCCAUUAAGAGAAAAGGGUCCCCUAUUAAAAUCUUACUCGUUUGGUCUAACCCCAUGUUGGCUGAAGCUGCUAGUAAAGCCUUUCAGUCUCGUUCUACUGAUCAAGUUGAACAGAUAGACGUUUCUUCGUUUGAUGGAUUAGAUGGUAGAAUUCUGAAUUCUAAUGAUGUGGCAGUGUUUUUGGGGCUAGAAUCUUCUCAAAUUCGAACUAUAAAAACUGUUACAGAUGGGUUUUAUCCUAAGCCAGUGGUGAUUUUCAACCCCAAAUGGGCAUUUGAGGAGGAGAUUGAAUUUGGUGAGCUGAGUGGGUUUAUUGGGUCUUUUGAGGUGAUUUAUUCCUUCAUGGGUUUGGAAGUUCAAGGGAUUUUGAACAAGAGAAAAGGGAUGAUUUUCAAGUGUGUGAGAAAUGGGGUCUUGAGUGGUGAGCUAUGGAAUGUGCUUGUUGAAGAGGAAGGAGGAGAAUUGAAGGCGGUUUCGAAGUUCAAGGCGCGACCAUCAAUCACAGAGGUUGAGAAUGUGUUGUACAAUUUGAUGGCCAUGAACUCACCCAUCACCAAGUCUGCAAAGUUCUUGAGGGAUUUGGUCUCAAACGUAACUGGAAAAAAUUAGAAACCAAGCAGAACAAUGAUUUGAUUCAGACUAUGAAAUUUCAUAAAGCAAAACGGAAAUUCAGAAUGAAGUUGAAGGAUUAGCAAUGGAAGAUUAAGAUUUUUAUUGCCAAUAAACCACAAUUACAAACAUCUGUAGACAAACCUCUUCAUUGCUGCACUCAAAUAAAAGAAGGGGUUUUUUGAAAUUUCAACAUAGAACAGAAGGUCGAUAGAAAUCAAACACUGGUGCCGAAGUCAUUUCUCCCAGAUUGCAAGGAUGGAUUUGGUUUCAUUAGGGAACAAGAAGACUUGAAGGCUUGUAUUUGAGACUCGCACUUGACACGAUCGCCAUUAUUUUCCUGCAAACAUUUCUUGAGAGCUUCAACAUCACAUGGCGAUGGAUUCUUCGUCACAACCCUAGAUUUCUCAGUUAUACCAUCCAUCGAGUUUCAACAAGUACGCGGAGAAUUUCGAUUUUCUGACGCAAAUUAAAUUGAAGGUGAGAAAUUGUAAAAAAUUGUAACAGUGGAAGGGAGAUGUAAAUCCGAUCGAACACACUCCGCGCGCAGCCAAUGAACCACCGCUGCUCGAGCUAAUCAAGAAAUGCAAGGAUAAUGAGAUUUUUAUAUAGACGACUCAAUUCCGCCCUGCCGGAUGGAUUUUUCUUUGGAAAAAAAAAAAAAGAGAGAAAGUACUAUAACACAAUUUGAGUCGAAAUUUUGAACUCGAGACCACUUCUUGUCAGCUACACACGGAUGGGUUUUGAGCUAAUAGUUAAUCGGAUGGAAUUCUGAUCUAAGCUCAAAUUUGAAUGGCAUGUUUUUUUAUCUGAUUUAUAAUAUACAACUUAUUUUGUGAUUCUUUUC